CCCAGCUCCACGCGAUGAGCCCCGAGCCGGCGCCCCAGGCUCCCGACCCGCAGGGCGUGCGCUGCAGCCUCGAGGAGCCCUCGGCUGAGCGCCUGGGGCAGGGCGCCGCGGCCUUCCUCGCCGGCGACUACGAGGAGGCGGCCGAGCUCUUCCGCUCGCUGCUGGCCGGCCUGGCGCAGCCGGAGCGCGGCCUGUGCCUGCAGCUGGGGGACGCGCUGGCCCGCGCCGGCCGCCUGCCCGAGGCCAUCGGCGCGUUCCGGGGCGCCGCGCUGCUCGGCCCCCUGCAGCCGGAGGAGCUGGCCGAGCUGGCGAGCGGCCUGGCGCGCGCUCUGGGCCUGCGCGAGAAACGGCCUCCUGCGGUGGCCAGGCCCGGCUGCGCAUCUGGGGCCCCGAUGGUGGCCGUGGCGCCCCGCGACCUGCUGGGCUGUCCCCGCUGCGGGCGGCUGCUCUACAAGCCGGUGACGCUGGCCAGCGGGCUCACGGUGUGCAAGCGCUGCGUGGAGCUGGUGCCGGCGCGCGCGCAGGCCCGGCGCGUGAACGUGGUGCUGAGCGGGCUGCUGGAGAGGUGCUUCCCCGCCGAGUGUCGCUUGCGCAGGCUGGCGUGCCAGGCGCGGGGACUGCAGCACCAGCAGCAGCCCGAGGCCGCGCUGCUCAGGUGCCAGCAGGCCCUGGACAUGGCCCCUGAUGACAGCUCAUUAUUGCUGCUGAGAGCAGAGUUGUAUUUAACCAUGAAGAACUAUGAACAAGCCCUGCAGGAUGCCGACACAGUUUGUCAGAGGGAGCCUCUACUGACCAAGGGGCACCAUAUCAAGGCUCAGAUCCUCUCCAGAUUGGGAAGAAGUAAAGAGGUGUUGAAGGAGUUUAUCUACUGCCUUGCUUUAAAUCCCGAGUGUAACUCAGCGAAGAAAGAAACGCAGAAGGUAAUAUGCGAGGUGUUCUUUCCAGCUUCAGAAAAUGAGCAUCAAAACCCAACAUCAUCCACCCAAAGCGGAGCAAAGGCCCAUUGUGAUGCCCAGAUGAGUCCCCAGGAUCCUCUGGAAGGGGCUGGAAGUCACGCCCAUGCAGGUGGCCCCGAGACUCCGUCGGAGAAGUCUGACGUUCUGAGGAAUGCCAGCUCUCCGGUUUUAUAUUUCAUUCUGGGCCUCCACUGUGAAGAGGAUAAAAAGGCUUUGGAGGGGGUCGUCCCAGCAGCACCCAGCAGCACUCUAAAGAGGCAGCUUCCCAGCGAAGAUGAGUGUGACGUCAACACCCCUGAAAAAAUUCCCAAGAAAGAUGCAGAUUCCUCACCUCAGAGGAACGUGAGCUGUCCUGAAGAAGAGCCAGAGUUUGUGAUUGAUGUGACCGACUUUGAGUGUGCUCUGUGUAUGAGGCUGCUCUACGAACCUGUCACCACACCUUGCGGACAUACAUUUUGCCUAAAAUGCCUCGAGCGCUGCCUUGACCACGCCCCACACUGUCCACUGUGCAAAGACAAGCUUUCGGAACUGUUGGCAACCAGAAAUUUUAAUGUAACUGUUCUGGCUGAAGAAUUGAUAUUCCGAUAUUUAUCAGAUGAGCUGUCUGACAGGAAGAGGAUUUAUGAUGAAGAAAUGUCGGAACUGUCAAAUCUGACCAGGGACGUGCCCAUCUUCGUGUGUGCCAUGGCCUUCCCCACGGUUCCCUGCCCACUCCAUGUCUUUGAGCCCCGCUACCGGCUCAUGAUGAGAAGAUGCAUGGAAACCGGCACCAAGCGGUUUGGAAUGUGUUUGUCCGCGGAGAACGCUGGGAUUUCAGAGUAUGGCUGCAUGCUGGAGAUAAAGGACGUCAGGACGUUCCCUGACGGCAGCUCUGUUGUGGAUGCCAUUGGCAUCAGCCGCUUCAGGGUGCUAAGCCACCGCCACAGAGACGGCUACAACACAGCCGACAUCGAGUAUCUGGAAGAUGAGAAGGUGGAAGGUCCGGAGUGCGAAGAGCUCGCCGCCCUGCACGAUUCUGUUUACCAGCAGUCCGUCUCCUGGUUUGCUUCCCUCCAGGACCACAUGAAAAAACAAAUCCUAAGCCAUUUUGGGUCCAUGCCAGACAGGGAACCUGAGCCACAGAGCAAUUCCAGCGGCCCUGCCUGGUCCUGGUGGGUUCUGGCUGUGCUGCCUUUGGAACGAAAGGCUCAGCUGGCCAUCCUCGGCAUGGCCUCCUUGAAAGAGCGUCUGCUCGCCAUCCGGCGAAUAUUAGUCAUCAUCACACGCAAGAUGAACAGUCGCCAGGAGCUGGCUAACAACACGGAGAGAGAUAAUUGAUUUUUCCUCUACACUAAGGCUGCUGGAAGCCAAGUGCCCACCCUCUUCACCCCACUUUGUAAAAUUGUGUCAAUAAGGUGUUAAGUGGAACAUUUGCCGAAUACUGAUUAUCGCAGAUAUUAGGAGUCUUGCCUGCUGGACCCUGACACCAUACAAGAUUGACCUGAGUUCAAAUGGAAGGUGUCGCUGGGAAACCCCUAAGGGAAUCUCUUCAAACCAGAUGCAGCUAAGUACCAGCAUGGGACACACACAUAGUUGACAUGUGACUUAGGUGUCAAAAGUGAUUACAUUUCUAGCUGGCAUCUUGGCAUGAUAGAUGGAAAACGUGUGUGCCUGUGACUAGACGGUAAGUGGGAGCCACGUUUUCAAGUGGACACAGGCAUGUUAGGAUACAAGCAAGCCAAAAGUGGACUUCAGCUCUGUGUGUUGCCGUGAACUUGUUUGCAAAAUUAAGGAAUGGGGUCACUGUCCAGUUCUUAUGCAAGAAGUAGUCGUUGCUGGG
Molecule: messenger RNA, 2775 nt
Organism: Acomys russatus (golden spiny mouse)
Lineage: Eukaryota; Metazoa; Chordata; Mammalia; Rodentia; Muridae
Gene: Lonrf2
Product: LON peptidase N-terminal domain and ring finger 2
Exons: 12
Coding region: 15-2273 (752 amino acids)
Molecular function (GO): protein binding
Source: RefSeq, a predicted model, not a curated record